AUGUUGCGCCGCCUUCUGCACGCGCGCCGCCCUCUCGCACGCCUCUACUCGAAGCACCUCGGCGUGCUGCCCGAGGUCCCGCCCGAGUGCCUCCAGGCGCGGACGCCGACGCUGGACGUGCCGCCGAUGCUGCACUCGUUCACGGAGAUGUUCCGCAGCAUGUCGCCGUACAUCAAUGUCCACCGGGGCACGAAGGUCGUCAUCCACCUCUGCGGUGCGCUUCUGGCGUCGCCCAACUUUGUCGCGACGAUGCAGGACAUUGCACUCCUCAACUCGUUUGGCAUUCAGAUCGUGCUCGUCGCCGGCGCCCGGCAGCAGAUUGACGACCGCCUCGCAGCGCGUGGGAUCGACAACAUUAUGCACAAGGGCUGGCGCGUCACGGGCCCAGACGUCUUGACCGUAGCCAUGGAGGCAGCGGGGUCGGUUCGGUUCCAGAUCGAGUCGGCGCUGGGUCGAGGUAUCGUCAACGCGCCAGGCGACAAGCAAGCCAUCAACAUUGCGAGUGGCAACUACGUCUUGUCACAGCCGCUCGGUGUUCGUGGCGGCGUCGACUACAAGUACACGGGUGAGGUGCGCCGUGUGAACGAGCCCAAGAUGGUCAAGGCGCUCGACAGCGGCGACAUUGUACUGCUCUCCAACAUUGCCUACAGUGCGAGCGGCGAGGUCUUCAACUGCUCGUCCGAGCAGAUUGCAGCCAAGUGUGCGAUGCAGCUCCAAUGCGACAAGCUCAUCUUCAUGCACGACGGCGAAGAGCUCGUGGACGUCCGAACGCAAAAGGUCGUGCAGUCGCUGCUGUUGCGCCAGGCCCAGCAGUACCUCGAGCUUACGGCAUGCGAUACGAGUGUGAGCCCCAAUUUCCGCCUCUAUUUGCGCUACGCAAUGAAGGCGUGCAUGGGCGGUGUCAAACGCGCGCACCUCGUGAGCCGCCACCGCAAUGGCGCGCUCUUGCAGGAGCUCUUCUCGCGGGACGGCGACGGCCUCAUGCUCUCGCGGGACCUCUACGAAGGCGUGCGCAUGGCCAAAACCAGCGACAUUCCCAGCAUCAUGCGGCUCAUCCAGCCGCUGCUCGACCAAGACAUCCUCGUCUCCCGUACACAAGAGCAGAUCGAAUCCAACGUGCACAUGUUUACAAUCGUCGAGCGCGACGGCGCCAUCAUCGCCUGCGCCGCGCUGCAGCCAUAUGAAAACAACUUUGCGGAAAUGAACUGCGUUGCGGUCGACCCAGCCUACCGCAAGCUCGGCAAGGGCAACGCACUACUUGGCUACAUUCUUCGCAAGUCGCAGGCCAUGGGCGUCAAGACGCUUUUUGUGCUCACGACGCGCACGUCGCACUGGUUCAUGGAGCGCGGAUUUGUCGAGGCGCAGGUCGAGGACCUCCCGCCGUCCAAGCAAGCGAGUAUCAACCGCUCCCGGCAGUCCAAGGUAUACACGAUGGACAUUAGCGGCACGCGCGCGGUCGAAGAGAAGGAGCUGCUCCUGCGGCUUUAA
Saprolegnia parasitica CBS 223.65 is the source of this 1488-nucleotide messenger RNA. Its product is annotated as amino-acid N-acetyltransferase. NCBI's taxonomy places the organism in Eukaryota, Oomycota, Saprolegniomycetes, Saprolegniales, Saprolegniaceae. Gene Ontology annotation, cellular component: cytoplasm. The transcript is spliced from 6 exons. Gene Ontology annotation, biological process: L-arginine biosynthetic process. The coding region runs from base 1 to 1488 and encodes 495 amino acids. Gene Ontology annotation, molecular function: L-glutamate N-acetyltransferase activity, acting on acetyl-CoA as donor. The record is from RefSeq and is a predicted model, not a curated record.